AUGCAUGAAGUUUUUAAUAAUCAUGAUCAAGAUAUUGAAUUAAUAAAACAAACAGAUAAAAUAACUGAAAUUAAUCAAACCACAGAAAAACUUUUUGUCAACGAACAUUCAUCAUCACAAGAAAAUAUUAAUGAACAUUAUAAAGAAUUAAAAAUAAAUAUUCAAAAUAAAAAUAUGAUCGAAAAUUCUACUCAACAAAAUCCAAUAGAACCUCAAUUAAAUGAAGAUUCACGAUCAAAUCGUUCAUCAGAAACAAGUCAAAUUGUUGCUCAUACAGCAUCUAUUAAUUUAAGAAAUCUUCUUUCUUAUCAAGAUGUUAUGAAUACAAUUAAACGUGAUUAUCAUUUACAUGAAGGACAAGAACGUGAAAUUAUUAUGAAAUUAUGGUUAAAAGGACAAACAAUGAUUUCAAUUUUACAACGUUUUAGAUAUUUAUUACAAGAUCUUAAUCUAGAUGAUAAAGAUUUUUCAGCAGGAUUAAAGCAAAUACGUGAAAUAAUAAAUUAUGCUAAUCGUGAUGUACAUUAUCUUCGUGAAAAAACUAUUAUGCUUGAAAAUCAAAAUCAUUUUCUUGAUAAUGAAUUUCGACGACAAUUAGAUAGAAUUGUUGAAGAAAAAAAUGAACAAAUAAAUCGACUUAUUCAUAUUAUUGAUCAAACAUGUACACAAACAAAUCAAAUAAAAAAUUCUAUUAAUAAUGAAAAAAAUUAUUCGUCAGGAGGUGAAGAAUUAUCAAAAAAAUUUAUGGAACGAAAUAUUGAAUUACAACAUGAAAUUGAAACAUUUCGUUCUAAACUUGACAAUAUAGUUACAUUUAUUAAUCAAAAACUUGAUCAACAAAAAACAAUAUCAACAACAACAACAUCAUCAUCAUUCAUAUCUAUACUUCAAACAGCUUUUGAAAAUAUGCAACAAACAGAAAUGAAAUUACUUGAACUUAGAUUAAAAUCAGUAUCACAACAAGAAGAAAACGAUCUUUUAAAAUAUUUAAUGGAAAAAUCACAGAAUAUAUCAAAUAUUGAACAAAUACAAUUAUUUGCUAUUAUUGAACAACGUUCACUUGAACGUGAAAUAGAUCUUGUUCGUCAAGAACUUGAAAUUACAGAAAAAAAAACUAUUCAACUUGAACAAACAUUUGAAAAUUCCGAUGAAACAAUUAAAUUUCAUAUGGAAAAUCUUAAAUUAAAAUGUGAUAUUUUACGUAAACAUAUUAUAACAUGUAGUCAACGAUUAGAUGAAAUUAAUCAACAAAAUCUUAUUAAAUUAUCGAAUGAAAAUCAAAUACUAAAAAAUAGAAAUCAACAAGAAGAAUCAAGUAUUGAAAAAAAAAAUCUUGAACUUGAACAUGAAUUAUUACAUCUACGUGAACGUUAUAAUGAAUUAGUUGAACAUGCAAAUACACUUCAAUCUCAAUUACAUGAAAAAGAAAAACUUGAAACAAAUUUAAAUAUUAAUUUGGAACAAGAACGUCAACGUGCUGAUCAAAUUGAAAAUGAAUUUAAAAUUUUAAAAAUCAAAUAUGAAGAUGUAUGUGAACGUAUUCAUGCAGCUACACAUCAAUUAGAACAUCUACAAAUUGCACUUGAACAAACAUCACGUCGUUGUGAACAAUUAGAAAAAGAAAAGCUACGGAAAAAAUUGUCAGAAAUUAAUGCUCAAUCAGAACAUCUUUCACAAAAUGUUGUUAAUGUAACAGCAAAAUAUAAAGAUAAAUUGAAUACAAUUAAAGCUCGUUUAGAACAAACAGAACGUGAAAGAUAUGAAGUACAAUGUCGUAAUGAACAAUUUCAAAAUGAUAUUGAACAUCUUAAAAAUGAAUUAAUACAUAAAAAAGAACUUAUUUUUGAAAAAGAAAAAAUUAUUCAAGAUACACAACAUAAAAAUCGAGAAGUUCUUCUUCAAAGACAAUCAAUUGAAGAACGAAUAUCAAAUGAAUAUAAAAGAUUAAAUGAUAUUGUUAACAAAAAUUGCCAUUUGGAAGAAGAAUUAGAUCGUAUUCGACGAAAUCAACUAUCCGAAAAUAUUAUUACUCGACAAAUGGAAGUUGUUAAUGAUUCAUCAAAACAGAUUGAAGAAUUAAAAUUAAAAAUAGAUGAAUUUGAACAACGUUUGAUAGAAGAAAAAACUUCGAAAGAAUCAUUACAAGUUCAAAUAAAAAUACUCGAAGAAGAAAAUACAGAUCUUCGAGAUAUUAUGAAUCAAAUGAGAAAACGAGCACAAUAUGGUCGAAAAGAAGAAAAAGAUCGUAAUAAUGAAAUUCAACAAUUAAUUGCACGUGCAGAAUUUAAUGCUCGUCAAUAUAUGACAGCUCUUAAUUUAACAAAUUUGACAUCACAAACUGCAUUUGUGAAGAUAAUGCCAUUAUCUUCAACAACAAAACUUUCAUCAUAA
Molecule: messenger RNA, 2391 nt
Organism: Rotaria sordida
Lineage: Eukaryota; Metazoa; Rotifera; Eurotatoria; Philodinida; Philodinidae
Source: the annotation of a GenBank genome assembly